Molecule: messenger RNA, 1552 nt
Organism: Punica granatum (pomegranate)
Lineage: Eukaryota; Viridiplantae; Streptophyta; Magnoliopsida; Myrtales; Lythraceae
Source: RefSeq, a predicted model, not a curated record
CUGACAUCUUCCGGCAAAACGACGUCGGGCAGUUCCACCAUCACGGACUGAUCCCGAUUCACCUCCAUUGCCACAGAUCUCUCUCUCUCUCUCUCUCUCUCUCUCUCUAUCGACGAUGGCAUCCCAUUGCAGUCGUCUUCUUCUUCUUCUUCUUCAGCUAUUCCUCAUCUCUUCGCUUCUCUUUGUCCGAUCCAAGGCGGAAGCGACUGGUUCGGUUUUCUUCAUCGACAGUGCCACUCAUAAGUAUCUUCGUGCCCGAUCGCCUCAAGAUGCCAUCGAGUCAAAUACAAUAUCACUUCCUGAAGUCGGUGCUGCAGUCUCUGUCUUGCUUGGUUUACCUCCACCUGCCACGCUUUCAGCUGCUGGUUCUUCAAAGUUGAACGAGGUGCUCAGGCCAAAUCCAUUUGAUAGACCUCGUGCUGCUUUUGUGGUGGAAGUUAGAGGAGUUCAAGAUUCUGAUCAGUUGAUUGAGUUAGAUCUACUCAAAGGUGGACAGAGGAAGGUUGUUUUUGCCUCUGAGAAGGCUAACAUUCAACUACCAGAUGAGGGAGUUUCAGUUGUUGCUAUUGAUGGAUCGGACUCUCUUGAUUCUGGUUCAUUCACUGAUGAAGAGAUCCACAAUUUUGCAUCUUGGAUGGGUGGGUCAUAUGUUCAUGAUGGCUUGGAAGCACUAGCUGGCAAGUUGAUCAUACCGCUGGGAACCAAUGCCAAGAUUUCUCUUUCUUUGUCUAAGAAAGCAGAUAGAGAGUUCACUGCGAGUCUCAUCUCCCUUGUCCACAAUAUUAAAAGAGCAAUUGAGAUGCAUGAGGAUAUCUCACAGAGCACGAUGAGACCUGCUGAAUUAAUCAAAGGCUCAUUUGAUGGCAUCAAGGUUUUGCAGGAGCAUUAUGGUUCUCAUGGUGUUGCAGAACAAGGAGCUAGAUUAUUACUUGCUGUAUUGACCAAGAUGUACAACUCGUUGCAGGCUGCAUAUGAUGGUCAAAUUGUUGGGGCAAUCUUCUUCAACAACGAUGUUUCAUCAGAUGCAUUAUUAAAUGUUAUUGUUGACUCUCGCCCAUCUGCACGAUGGUUGGAAGAAGAGAAGAGUAUUCCCAGUGCUGCUGAUAUAGAGAAAUUGUUGGUUAGGCGAACUCUUGCGUGGCUAACAGGAUUAAUUUUGCUCAUUUCAACUCUCAUUGGGAUUUACUUCCUCCUCAAUAUGCCACUCACGAGGGACACCCUUCUGUAUUCUAAUGUCAAGCUCGAUUAAACAUCAACAGGAGUGGACAAACAUUUUCAAGUUGAGCGGACACCCAGGAGCGUUGUCCAUAUGAUCUUGGAAGAACCGAUUAUGUGAAGCGAGAGAGCUAUUUAUGAAUUUCAGAAUUGAUGCAAAUAUUGGAGGUGGCUGAGCAAGAUCGAAGGAUUAAACUUUGUUGUAGAAUGUCUUGCCUUUGGUUGGUAUGAGUGAAGUUAUUAAGGUUGUAAUUUCUCAGAUGUUUGAAUUCGUUUUGUUCGCGUAAAUAUCUUUAAGUUGCUGAGAAAUAAAAGCAGUAGCCUGUUAUUUUUAAUU